This is a messenger RNA of Sceloporus undulatus (fence lizard), 2217 nucleotides long. RefSeq names its product HRas proto-oncogene, GTPase (gene HRAS). The record is from RefSeq and is a predicted model, not a curated record. NCBI's taxonomy places the organism in Eukaryota, Metazoa, Chordata, Lepidosauria, Squamata, Phrynosomatidae. The transcript has 4 exons. Gene Ontology annotation, molecular function: GTP binding; GDP binding; GTPase activity. The coding region runs from base 45 to 494 and encodes 149 amino acids. Gene Ontology annotation, biological process: Ras protein signal transduction. Gene Ontology annotation, cellular component: plasma membrane.
GUCUCUGUGUUGUGAGGGGUCCCUGAGCUGGGACUGGCCAGAAGAUGACAGAAUACAAGCUGGUGGUUGUGGGAGCUGGAGGUGUAGGGAAAAGUGCUUUGACAAUUCAGCUUAUCCAGAACCAUUUUGUUGAUGAAUAUGAUCCUACAAUAGAGUUCUUCAACACUAAGUGUACUUUCUCUAAUUUGCUCCACUUCUGGUGUGAUCUCUGCAGGGAACAGAUCAAGAGGGUGAAAGAUUCUGAUGAUGUCCCCAUGGUGUUGGUGGGAAAUAAAUGUGACCUUCCAGCCCGGACUGUGGAAACGCGGCAAGCCCAGGAGUUGGCUCGGAGCUAUGGAAUUCCCUACAUUGAGACAUCGGCCAAAACUAGACAGGGAGUUGAAGAUGCCUUCUAUACUUUAGUGCGGGAGAUCCGACAGCACAAACUACGCAAAUUGAAUCCUCCAGAUGAAAGUGGCCCAGGCUGUAUGAAUUGUAAAUGUGUAAUAUCAUGACUAAGCUGACCACACUGUGACUUGGAGGAGUUUCCACUAUACUUAGUGCGGAGAUAGAGGUGAUGUGAAAGAAGAAUCAUAUGGAUUCAAGGAAAGAAGACAAACAAGAUGGUGCCUGCAGGCCUCAAAAACUCCGCAUGGACUUUCUCUAAACUUCACCAAGGCCUGCAAUGAACUAUUUUUAUUGUGUUUUUUUUUAACAUCCUCCCGCCACUUUCUGCUUCUUUCUUCCUCCUAGAAAUUAGUACAAAGCCACAAAUAGAAUUUCAGUAAAUUAUUAUAUGAUGGUCUUGACACUGGCUUUUACAUCUCUGUCUCUGUUUGAGAGGACUGAGUGAUCUUCCCUGUCCCUGAGCAGGGAUUGGCAGAGAAGAAAGAAGGCCUACACAGAGCAGAGGUGUGGGUUGUUCCUCCACAUGUGGUGGCAGGAGCAAAUACUGGUUAAUCAACUGAUGGGCUUGGUCUAGUGGCUGCCACUUUGGUUUCAAGGAGCAUUUUAGAAAAGAAGAAACAUGUAAUUUCUGGGUUGAAUGGCUCCAUGGUUGUAUUGUAGAAAGGUUAGUUGUCUGCAGAUCAGAUCUGUUUGGAGAGCAUUUCUGCCCACCACUGCUUUGUCAUUCCAUAGUGGCAGGGAAGCUACCAGUUCCCAAAUUGCUGAAACUAUUCUCUGGGUGGGAGAUACCACUGCCCAACCUUGUAAACAGGGUUCCAUAUUAAUAGGAAAAUUGCUGUAUCUAGAUUAUUUGUUCAACCAUCCGGCCUGUUAGUUUACCCUGGUGUAGGGAAAGAAUAUGAUCGGUUCCAUUCUUCAAUGCUUACUCUCCCCUAUGCUAAAAUAUCCCUGUGGGUUUUGCUUGCAGAGAUUUUGGUUUCAUUAAAGUUCCCUGAAGACCUGGAUUGUGUCCUCUUUAAAUCCAGGAGUGUGGGAAAGAGGGACUGGCAUUUCACUGAUGUAUAUCACUUCUAUUUUUUUUUCUUCCUCAUGGCCUGUUGGGAGGAUUCGUGUAUGUGUAAAUAUAUAAAUGACUAUACAGCAACUUCUUGAUGGAGACUGAAGAACCUUUGAUUCUAUGACUCUCAAUCCAUUUUCACUGAGCCCAUUAUUUUAUUGAUUGGGUUGUGGGGGGAACCCUUGUUUUUUUUCUUUUGGGGGGCACUGGGUACUGUGCGAUCUCUUACUCCCUCUCCAAACCAUCGUGUCUUACCAGAUGUUGGGAAGGGAGGGUUAUUUAGUGGGCAAGAAAGGGUCACUUGCUGGCUUUCCUAUUUGUUGUAAGUUUGGCCUCUUUUCUGAGCAGUUUUUUAUGCUUGUUGCCUGUGCUGGGGCUGACUUCAUUGAUGUGCUUGUUGCAAACUGUGUCUACUUCCCUGGAGUUGGAGCUAGUGCCUGGAAACAUCCGACCUGUUUCCUUGUUCCUGCUCUAAACCUUCCUCUUUCCUUUUGCAGCCGCUGUGCCUACGCUUACUGCAUGCACAGCUCAGAUUCCUGCUCUUUGGGUGGCAGCUCUUCUGUAUUACUGUGACUGUACCAAUUAUACUUGCUGUAAUUAAAAGGGUUUUUUUUCUCCAGUAAAACUGGAUGCUCUCAGCACUGGAUGAAUGAAAGAAAACCAGUCCCUUCCAAUAAUUAGGUUAACAGGUAUUAUUUUUAAAAAGUGUUGGGGGUGUAAAAGAGAACCCAAACCUAGCCUUAAAUGUAAUUAAAAGUGUUUUGUUCUCAAAA